Messenger RNA from Theileria orientalis strain Shintoku, 534 nucleotides. Its product is annotated as snoRNP protein. The record is from RefSeq and is a predicted model, not a curated record. Lineage: Eukaryota; Apicomplexa; Aconoidasida; Piroplasmida; Theileriidae. Gene Ontology annotation, cellular component: box H/ACA snoRNP complex. The transcript is spliced from 4 exons. Gene Ontology annotation, biological process: ribosome biogenesis; snoRNA guided rRNA pseudouridine synthesis. Bases 1 to 534 code for a protein of 177 amino acids. Gene Ontology annotation, molecular function: box H/ACA snoRNA binding.
AUGAGUUCCAGAGGAGGGUUUGUGAGCAGAGGGAGCUUCCGAGGAGGUAAAUUUAAAAAACGUGACGGCGGAUCAAGCUCUUUUCAAUCAAAUGAACCCCCUGCCGAAGUUAUUGAGGUUGGAACAGUUUCACACGUUUGCGAGAAUGAAUUAGUAUUGAAAUGUACACUCACAGAUAAAGUGCCAUAUUCCAAUGGGAGAAUAUUUUUAAGUAAUAAGCAAGAAGUUGGAAAAAUAGAUGAAAUCUUUGGUCAAGUGAACAACUACUAUUGCUCUGUUAAAUUGCUGGAAGGCUUUAAAGCCACUUCUUUUGAACCGAAUUCGAAAUUGUAUAUUGAUACGAGACAGUCGCUUCCAAUGUCGCGAUUUACUAAUAAACCUGAUGAGAAAACACUUUCUUCUGCUUCUAAGAAAUCAGUCAAAAAGGAUAAGGCCUUUAAAACCAGUCGUCCUACAGGCUCUCAUAGCUCCCGAGGGACCUUUAGGUUGUCGAGAGGAACGUCAAGAGUUUCACGAGGGACCAUGAGAAGAUAA